AUGUCUCAGCCUCAGCAAUGCCCAUCUCUACCUCGCGAGAGUACACUCGCCAAACUCCCCGCCGAAUACCCCGACGCCCAAGACCAAAUUGCCCAGAUCCUCGCAACCUCCAAGGUAAACCGCCUCGUUGUGCUAGACGACGACCCAACCGGCACACAAACCUGCCACGACAUCAAUGUCCUCGCUGUCUGGGACAUCCCAACCCUGAUAACAGAAUUUCAAACCAGUUCCCUCGGCUUCUUCAUAUUAACCAACUCUCGCGCUCUCCCACCCAAGGAAGCCGAAGUGUUGAUCCAAACAAUAUGCAGAAAUGUCUCCAUAGCCGCUCAAUCCACAGGAAGUAAGGUUGAUAUAGUUCUCCGCGGCGAUAGUACACUGCGUGGCCAUUUCCCACUUGAAACCGAUGUCGCACAGUCAGUCUUCGGACCCGCGGACGCACUCGUCCUAGCACCCUUCUUCUUUCAAGGAGGUCGGUACACCAUUGACGACAUACACUAUGUGGCAGAGGGCGAUCAGCUCAUUCCAGCGGGAUCAACGCAGUUCGCUCAAGACGCCACAUUCGGAUACAAGAGUUCCAAUCUACGCGACUACGUACAAGAAAAAGCGCCUGGACGGUUCUCAGCCAAUCAAUUACGCUCUGUAACUAUUACCGAGAUCAGAAAUGGAGGUCCUGAGACGGUUUGUCAAAAACUACUCUCUACACCAGCUGGCGGUGUAGUGAUUGUCAACGCAGCCGCGGAGUCAGAUAUGCACGUCUUUGUCGCGGGUCUUUUACUGGCUGAAUCAAAAGGGAAGCAUUUCCUCUACCGCACAGGCGCAGCGUUCGUCUCAACUAGACUCGGCAUUCGCUCCAAAGCACCCAUAACAGCGAAAGAUCUCCACCUUCCCGCGCCCCGGCAAACUGGCGGUCUUAUCCUUGCAGGAUCCUAUGUACCGAAGACAACAGCCCAGCUCAAGGUGCUGGUAGACCGCCGUGGAAAUACGGGAGAGCUUGCGAUUAUCGAGAUCCAAGUUGAGGAGCUCAUUGCUUCACCUGAGAAGGCGGAGGAGACUAUAUCGCGGAUUGUGAAGGAGACGGAGUCGCAUUUAGGUGCUGGGAUGGAUACACUGGUUAUGACUAGUCGGAAGCUUAUACUUGGCAAGGAUGAGCUUUCGUCGUUGCGGAUUGGGGCUGCUGUUGCGGAGGCUCUUGUUAGUGUUCUACAGAGAAUUGAAGUGCGGCCAAGAUAUAUUGUUGCUAAGGGUGGUAUUACUUCUUCCGAUGCUGCGACUAAAGGCUUGAAAUUUAAACGGGCAUUGAUUGUUGGUCAAGCUGCCCCUGGUGUGCCUUUGUGGAGGUGUGAUGAGGCUACAUCUCGGCAUUGA
Molecule: messenger RNA, 1365 nt
Organism: Penicillium odoratum
Lineage: Eukaryota; Fungi; Ascomycota; Eurotiomycetes; Eurotiales; Aspergillaceae
Exons: 3
Coding region: 1-1365 (454 amino acids)
Source: RefSeq, a predicted model, not a curated record